CCGUCCAAUCGGGGCGGCGCUCGGCUCUCGCCAAUGAACGUGUUACCGAUUGGGCCACUGUAUUUGGCGCUCGGUCCGGGAGGGUGAAUCCGGCAGCCGGAGGCAGGAGGGAAGAAGAGUCGGGGAGCGAAGCGGCUGUGGUGGCGGUGGCACGAGAUUGGAGCGAGGGGACGGGUGAGCUGGACGGCAGCGGCAGCAGCACCACAACCACCGUUAAUCAUGGGUCAAACAGGAAAAAAGUCUGAGAAAGGACCGAUUUGUUGGCGAAAACGUGUAAAAUCAGAAUAUAUGAGACUGAGGCAGCUCAAGAGAUUCCGACGUGCAGAUGAAGUAAAGAGCAUGUUUAAUUCUAAUCGUCAGAAGAUACUGGAAAGAACUGAAAUCUUAAAUCAAGAAUGGAAACAGCGUAGGAUACAGCCUGUACACAUCAUGACUUCUGUGAGCUCUUUGCGCGGGACCAGGGAGUGCUCUGUUACCAGUGACAUAGAUUUUCCAAAACAAGUAAUCCCACUAAAGACUCUCAAUGCUGUUGCUUCUGUGCCUAUAAUGUAUUCUUGGUCUCCCCUUCAACAAAAUUUUAUGGUAGAGGAUGAAACUGUUUUACAUAACAUUCCAUAUAUGGGAGAUGAAGUGCUUGACCAGGAUGGUACCUUUAUUGAAGAGCUGAUAAAGAACUAUGACGGGAAAGUGCAUGGAGAUAGAGAAUGUGGAUUUAUCAAUGAUGAAAUAUUUGUUGAGCUGGUCAAUGCACUUGGUCAAUAUAGUGAUGAUGAAGAUGAUGAUGGAGAUGACAAUCCUGAUGAAAGAGAUGACAAGCAAAAAGAUCGGGAAGGUAACAGGAUGGAGAAAGAAAGUCACCCACCUCGGAGGUUUCCAUCUGACAAGAUAUUUGAAGCCAUUUCCUCAAUGUUUCCAGAUAAGGGUACAGCAGAAGAAUUGAAAGAGAAAUACAAAGAACUCACUGAACAGCAGCUUCCAGGAGCUCUUCCUCCUGAAUGCACACCAAACAUAGAUGGACCAAAUGCUAAGUCUGUUCAGAGGGAGCAAAGCCUACAUUCUUUUCAUACACUCUUUUGUAGGCGUUGUUUUAAAUACGAUUGCUUCUUACAUCCAUUCCAUGCAACUCCAAAUACUUACAAAAGAAAGAAUACAGAAACAGCAUUAGAUAAUAAGCCCUGUGGACCGCACUGUUACCAGCAUCUGGAAGGUGCAAAGGAGUUUGCAGCUGCCCUGACUGCUGAGCGUAUAAAGACACCACCGAAGCGCCCAGGUGGUCGCCGAAGGGGAAGACUUCCAAAUAACACCAGCAGACCUAGCACACCAACAAUAAAUGUGCUGGAAUCAAAAGACACAGACAGUGACAGAGAAGCUGGAAUGGAAACUGGAGGAGAAAACAAUGAUAAAGAGGAAGAAGAAAAGAAAGAUGAAACUUCCAGUUCCUCUGAAGCAAAUUCUAGGUGUCAAACACCAAUAAAGAUGAAGCCAAAUAUUGAGCCUCCAGAGAAUGUGGAAUGGAGUGGUGCAGAAGCCUCGAUGUUUAGAGUUCUUAUUGGCACCUACUAUGAUAACUUCUGUGCAAUCGCCAGACUAAUUGGGACCAAAACAUGCAGACAGGUAUAUGAGUUUAGAGUAAAAGAAUCUAGUAUUAUUGCACCAGUCCCUGCUGAAGAUGUUGAUACUCCUCCCAGAAAGAAGAAAAGGAAACACAGGUUGUGGGCUGCUCAUUGCAGAAAGAUACAGCUGAAAAAGGAUGGUUCAUCAAAUCAUGUUUACAACUAUCAGCCAUGUGAUCAUCCACGCCAGCCCUGUGACAGCUCAUGUCCUUGUGUUAUUGCUCAAAACUUCUGUGAGAAGUUUUGUCAGUGCAGCUCAGAAUGCCAAAACAGGUUUCCUGGAUGCCGCUGCAAAGCACAAUGCAACACUAAGCAGUGUCCAUGUUACCUAGCUGUUCGUGAAUGUGAUCCUGAUCUCUGUUUAACUUGUGGAGCAGCUGACCACUGGGACAGCAAAAAUGUUUCUUGCAAGAACUGCAGCAUUCAGAGAGGAUCCAAGAAACAUUUACUAUUGGCACCUUCAGAUGUGGCAGGCUGGGGCAUUUUCAUCAAAGAUCCUGUACAGAAGAAUGAAUUCAUCUCUGAAUACUGUGGUGAGAUUAUUUCUCAGGAUGAGGCAGACAGAAGAGGAAAAGUAUAUGACAAGUACAUGUGCAGCUUUCUGUUUAACUUGAAUAAUGAUUUUGUGGUUGAUGCAACACGCAAGGGAAACAAGAUUAGAUUUGCAAACCAUUCAGUAAAUCCCAAUUGCUAUGCAAAAGUUAUGAUGGUUAAUGGUGAUCACAGAAUAGGAAUAUUUGCAAAAAGAGCCAUUCAGACUGGUGAAGAACUCUUCUUUGACUACAGAUAUAGCCAAGCUGAUGCCCUGAAGUAUGUGGGUAUAGAAAGAGAAAUGGAAAUCCCUUGACACCAGCUACCUCUUCUUAUAAACAUACAGCUGCCUUAUCUUCAGGAAAUUCUAGUACUGUGGGCAAUUAAAAGAAAAAAGCAAAAGCUAUUUGAAAUUCUUUGUUUGCAAAGUACUGUAAAAGUAAUUUAUAGUAACCAUUUUAAAGAAAAGAAAACUUUUUAUUGCCUUCUCACCAGCUGCAGUGUUUUGUACCUAUGACCUUUUGCAAUAAUGUGGUGUGGUGCAUUUUUCAAUCUUGAAUAAAUGAUACUUGAACUUCUUCAUUUUUUUUUAUGGGAAUGGAGUUGAAAUUCUGUUUUAGUCAGUUGACAAAGCAAACAAGACCUAAUUUCUAAAUAAAGGCAGUAUGUACUUGCCUA
Messenger RNA from Coturnix japonica (Japanese quail), 2822 nucleotides. It is a transcript of the gene EZH2, whose product is annotated as enhancer of zeste 2 polycomb repressive complex 2 subunit. Gene Ontology annotation, cellular component: ESC/E(Z) complex; nucleus. Gene Ontology annotation, biological process: heterochromatin formation. Gene Ontology annotation, molecular function: chromatin binding; protein binding; histone H3K27 methyltransferase activity. Lineage: Eukaryota; Metazoa; Chordata; Aves; Galliformes; Phasianidae. The record is from RefSeq and is a predicted model, not a curated record.